CUGGGCGCCUGGCCAGAGCCAGGGGAGCCGGGCAUGAGCCGUUUCGGAGCAGCCACACCUACACUUCAUACGCUGCGAACUCCGUGUUCCCCCUUUAAAGGAGUUGUGUGCGCCGGAAACAUGGCAGCUGUGAGCUGAGAGUUUGUGGCGUCGGUGGCUAGCUAGCCUACUAGUGGUGCUGCUGCUGCUAUUGGCCAGCGUCGGGCUUCGCUUUCGCUUUCCUCGACACACGGGCCGGGGUGGGUACUGCGCGUCUUCUCAACUGAACUAACUAACUAACUAACUAACCAACCAACCACCUAUUGAACUAAGUGUUGGGUCGUGCGUGAGUGAUGCACCACACUGAUGCAGCGCUCGAGUGUCCGUGUCCAGUGUGAAUGAGGACUGAGUGAGUGUGUCCUGUGUGUAAGCUGUUGCAAAAUCUGCUCAGUGCAGUGGAGUGGCCGGACAGCGGAGAAGCGGUCAAGUUGGGAAGGAGCCCGGUGUGACCAAACAAAAAUACAAAUAAAACCAAAUGCGUAAUAUCGACUGACACUCUGGACGAUUCCUCCAGUCAUCUGAUGAGUGGAAGCGGAGUGUGAAAGAUCUCACUUCAUCAGAAACAGUAAAUGCCUUCGAGAAAUCACUCAGACUCAGAGAGCUCCUCUCCUGUAUCUGCAGUGAAGUGCCCUGACGCUGAGGCUCUGGUCGCAUCGGAUGACAGCGAUGGCAGGGAUAGCGUGGUAUCAAGAGAAGAGAGGUGUGGUGUUGACGUGCUGUUUUGCCAACAGAUUGGGGCCUACGACCAGCAGAUCUGGGAGAAAUCUCUGGAUCAGGCUGAGUUAAAAGGUAUUGGCAGCAAACCAAAGAAGACUGGCCACAUAAAGUCUGACCUCAUUGAUGUUGACUUAGUAAGAGGGUCUACAUUUAGCAAAGCCAAGCCCCAGAGCCCCUGGACAGCCCUCACCCGUAAGGGUCUGGUUAGAGUGCUUCUGUUCCCCUUCUUCUUCCAAUGGUGGAUCCAAGUGACUACCUGGAGCAUCUCCACCUGGCUGCUGCUUCUCUACUUCCUGCAAGUGGCAGCACUGGGUGUAUACCUGGAGGUGUCAGCAGCCACUGUCAGUGAAGUGGUGGGACCCAUGUGUCUAAUGCUACUUUUAGGGACGGUACACUGCCAGAUAGUGUCCACAGAGUCCAGCCGGAGCCCUUCAGUCAGUCCCACCAUCAGCCCUACGGCAAGCUCUACACGUAGGAAGAGACAGAGGAAGAGCAGGGGAAUGAAAAAAGAGACAGCUGAACACCAAGAUGUCUUAGACCUGCAGUCCUGGCAGCUGGAGGAGAACCAGAGACAAUACAGGGUGGAGAAGAGGGGGAAUAAUUUAAGGAAGUCUGAAUUAGAGGUCUCAGAUGACUUUUCCAGUGAGGAGGAUGCUGAGGAAUACCGUCGGUCAACUGCAGGGAAGCAUUGCCAUGCAAAAGGCAUUACUCAUGCAUCUGUCCUCAGAAAGAGAUGUUGCAGUUCUUCUCAGAGCAGCCCACCACCUCAGGAGGAGAGUAGCGAGGUCCUAAGGAAUGCAGCUAAGUUACCACCUCGGGAGAUUACGCGCCUACGGCCCACAGAGAGGCAGGCUUCUGAUACAGACGAUACCCUGUGGGAAGAGCUCCUGCAAGGGCCUGACUCAGCCUCCUCUGGGAGCAGUGAUAGUGAAGGAGAAACCCGGCAAUGCCACAGCCUGCCUCUGCCAACCGCUCUGGACAGUGAGGAUGAAAGUCUCCAGCAGGGUCAUCUGUCUUGGCUGCAGGCCUGUCACCCCUCUGAAGACCGCGUCAGUGCCAUCAUUUGGGAGCAUGGUGAGUGCAAGAAGGCAGACAUGUCUGUUCUGGACAUCAGCGGCAUCAUCUUGAAUCGGGUGAAGGCAGUAGAACAAGGGAUGGGGUACCUUAUGCUGGGAGGUGUGAUGACUACUGCCUUGGCAUCACUACCAUUUGGGUUCCGGUUGGCACAGCGACUGGACAUGACACAACUGGGCUCUGUGUCCCUGACAGAAUUGGUGCACAUGGCUCUUGGGCCACCUAGUGCCUGGGCAUAUGUAUUUUUUUUCAUUACUACUGUGGAGCGAGUAUGCCUCUCUGGACUUUUCUUCUUCAUGAUGUGUGUGGCAGAAAGGACUUACAAACAGCGUCUUCUGUUUGCUAAGCUCUUCAGCCACUUGACGUCAGCCCGCAAGGCCAAGAAGUCUGAGAUUCCUCACUUUAGGCUGAAGAAAGUGCAGAACAUAAAAAUGUGGCUGUCUCUGCGCUCAUUCCUGAAGAGGCGUGGGCCCCAGCGCUCGGUUGACGUCAUCGUGUCCUCCAUAUUCCUUCUUGCCCUUUCCAUCUCCUUCAUCUGUUGUGCCCAGCUGCUCCACAGCCACCACACUUUCCUCCACUCGGAAACCAACUGGGAGCUGCUGGUGUGGGGCUCAGCCCUCGUCGUCUUCCUAUUGCGCCUGGCCACCCUGGGCUCUGAGACAAACCGGAAGUAUAGCAAUGUGUCUGUGCUGCUAACUGAGCAGAUUAACUUGUAUCUGAAGAUGGAGAAGAAACCCAACAAGAAAGAUGAGUUGAAUAUUGUAAACAAUGUAUUAAAGCUGGCUACAAAACUAAUGAAAGAGUUAGACACUCCUUUCCGGCUACUCGGACUGACUGUGAACCCUCUCAUCUACAAUAUCACACGGGUGGUCAUCCUGUCUGCAGUCUCAGCAGUGGUCAGUGACCUACUAGGCUUCAACAUCCGAUUGUGGAAGAUUAAGCCAUGAAGUGACAGCUUUAGCCAGAAGACAGUGCACAUCAGGUCCUGCAGAUAAUGGAUCAGAGAACAGAUUAGCCGGUAAUUGUGAGCAUUCACACUAGUCUGGAGCACCAUUGUGCAGUCCUGAUUUUACACUGCUGGAGAUGCGUAGGUAUAUCCAAAAGUCUUACAUCUGCCAUUGAAGCAGUAUUUACACUGGAUUCACAGGACUUACUCUGUGCUUAAUCAACAAAGUAGUUAUUGGCACCCUAAGGAUAUCUCUGAGUAGGGUUCUGUCUCCCAGCCCAAGGGGAAAAAAAAUGUGCAAACUGUUUCCACAACACAGUGCCUGAAGAACACCAUAGAUUUCUGCAUAGGUCACUUCAUAAGGGUAUUAAAGUGAACAUUUCUGAAGACAUUCUACAAUUAACAUGUGUGAUUACUAUGAUCACUGCAUACGGGAUUGGUACUGCAGGUAAUUCAGUGUACUUGUUACAAUACUUCUGUUUAAAGGACUUCAUCUUCAGGUGUAGCUACUGAGUGCCUUUUCAACACUACAGAUUCUUUAAGUAGACGAAAAGGUGUGUAAGCGCAAAAACUUUCAAGAAACUUAUUUUCAGAGAGAAAGAAGAAAUGACAGCAAAGGGUAAAUACUGUAUAGUCUGGUAAACUUAUGAUUACAGCCCAUUUACUGUAAAGGUUAGCUUCAAAAAGCUUUUAUUAUUAUUGUUAUUAAUAAUGAUAAUCACAAGUGUUUAUGUUCUGUGAAAGAUUCUGCCACCUCAUCCAUUUUCUUUUAGCUAUUUAUUAAAAUUACUGAAUGUUGAUGUUUUUUCUGAAUAUUCAAAAUGGGAUGAACUGUCUUUUGGACAUUCUACACCACUCUGAGCUCAAUGAGUGCUCUUUUUUGUUUGCCAGUGGUUUAUACAUUCCUGUGCUACUAAAGAUUAAUGCUGCAAUGUUCUGAGGAGCUUCAAUAAAUAGUUUAACAAAAAUAAACUGG
Scleropages formosus (Asian bonytongue) is the source of this 3752-nucleotide messenger RNA. RefSeq names its product putative homeodomain transcription factor 1 (gene phtf1). Gene Ontology annotation, cellular component: endoplasmic reticulum. NCBI's taxonomy places the organism in Eukaryota, Metazoa, Chordata, Actinopteri, Osteoglossiformes, Osteoglossidae. The transcript is spliced from 17 exons. Bases 609 to 2777 code for a protein of 722 amino acids. The record is from RefSeq and is a predicted model, not a curated record.